Aureobasidium subglaciale EXF-2481 is the source of this 1437-nucleotide messenger RNA. RefSeq lists its product as uncharacterized. NCBI's taxonomy places the organism in Eukaryota, Fungi, Ascomycota, Dothideomycetes, Dothideales, Saccotheciaceae. The transcript is spliced from 5 exons. Gene Ontology annotation, biological process: DNA repair; mRNA splicing, via spliceosome; protein ubiquitination. The coding region runs from base 1 to 1437 and encodes 478 amino acids. Gene Ontology annotation, molecular function: protein binding; ubiquitin protein ligase activity. The record is from RefSeq and is a predicted model, not a curated record. Gene Ontology annotation, cellular component: Prp19 complex; U2-type catalytic step 1 spliceosome; cytoplasm.
AUGCUGUGUGCAAUCUCUGGAGAGGCCCCUCAGCAGCCGGUUGCGUCGCGCAAGAGCGGCAAUGUCUUCGAAAGACGCUUGAUCGAAUCGUACAUUUCCGAAAAUGGUACCGACCCGGUGACUGGAGAAGACCUCACUGUCGAAGACCUGGUCGAGCUCAAGCAAGCUCGUACCGUUCGCCCUAGACCCCCGACCUUGACUUCGAUUCCCGCCCUCCUCUCUACCUUCCAGAACGAAUGGGAUGCCCUCAUCCUCGAGACAUACCAACUUAAGCAACAGCUGGCCGAGACUCGUCAGGAACUCAGUACUGCUCUCUACUACAGCGACUCGGCCGAGAAGGUUAUUGCACGUCUGCAGAAGGAGAGAGACGAGGCCAGAGAUGCUUUGGCCAAGAUUUCUGUUACCUCGACCUCAAAUGGCACACAUGGAGACGCUAUGCAGGUGGAUGGACAAGGCUUGCCUGAGGCCAUUGUCGCAAAGAUUGAGCAAACACAAGCAGAAUUGUCAUCUACACGACGAAAGCGCCCGACGCCCGAAGGCUGGGCAACUCCCGACUCCCUGCAGGCUAUGCAGUCCACUCAAAACUCAGAACCUUUGUACCCCGGAGGCCGUUCGAUCGCCGUUAACGAGACUGGCGAGUUGGCACUUGUUGGAGGCAGCGAUGGCGUCGUUGGUGUCUACUCAGUAUCACAGGGCCAGGUCGUUCAGACAUUGAAGUGUGGUGGUGGAUCCGUGACCGAUGCCGUUUGGUGCGGCAACAAGCCUAUUGUCGCUCUCUCUACUGGUGCCGUCAAGGUCUUCGACAACGGAGCCGAGACUGCCAGCUUUGAUCGCCAUGCCGGUGCUGCCAACGCACUUGCUCUCCAUCCUUGCGGUGACAUUCUUGCUUCGGUCGGCGUGGACAAGAGCUAUGUUCUGUACGACCUUCAGUCGCUCCAACCCAUCACUCAGGUCUCUACCGAUUGUGAACUCACAACUGCUGCAUUCCACCCUGACGGUCACCUCUUCGCAGCCGGCAGCAGCAAGGGAGCCAUCAAACUCUUCGAUGUCAAGACUUCGGAGAACGUGGCCAACUUUGACUCUGCCUUCGCACAAUCACCUCUUCAGACAGUAUCUUUCUCGGAGAACGGCACAUGGCUUGCAUCAGCAGUCCAAGGACAGACCAGUGUCAGCGUCUGGGACUUGCGCAAGAUGGCAGAGAUCAAGACGAUCGAUCUGGGCACGGCGGUCACGGGUGUCAGCUGGGACUACACUGGACAGUACCUCGCAGCAUGCGGACAGGGCUUUGUGGCAGUUGAACAUUACUCCAAGAGCUCAAAGAGCUGGUCGGAACCAUUCAGAAAGGCGCUGAACGCGGUGGAUAUCAAGUGGGGAUCCAAGGCGCAAAGCCUGGUUGCGUUGGCGACAGAUGGAAGCGUCAGCGUAUUAUCAUCAUGA